This is a messenger RNA of Porites lobata, 1531 nucleotides long. The record is from the annotation of a GenBank genome assembly. NCBI's taxonomy places the organism in Eukaryota, Metazoa, Cnidaria, Anthozoa, Scleractinia, Poritidae.
CAAACUUAAUCAACUCAGUCAGCUCUUACCCUGCUCACAGAAACGUAAAAGGUUCUGAUAAUCUUUUCACAACUAUGAACAUAGAAUCUUGGUGUACGGUGGAACUCAAUUCUAAGCAAGACUGGCUGCGAGCAAACAGGAAACACAACCCAAAUGCGUUUACAAGUUCUGUUUUCAAGGGAGACUCAAAUCAACAUCAUGUCAGUAGGCUUGACUUUAACAGUACACCUGUUAAACACAGGGAAAGAAGACAUUUUCCCGAUAAAGGUAACAAUUCUUUAUGCUCACAUUCUGUGGAUAAGAGAAGGCUCACAAAAUGUUUUACAAAAACCCACUAAUUUUCAAUUACUACAAACUCUGGUGGCCACAAAACAAGAAGAGUUAAGUUCCCUCUACGGUGCGUUUGUAAUCCUUGAUAAUAACCCUGAAAUUAAGUACGAGGAUUUUCGUAGGACUUCUUAAAAAUAGGUGCCUUCAAAAUUAGUCAUUAUCAAAAUGGCGUAUGAAAAAUUCCCAAGGAUAGUACAUGUAGGACAAUGUUUUUUUCCAAGUGGCAGGAGAGUGAGGAGCUGUCUAGUGACUUUAAAUAGUGAGGCUUGCAGUCAGGCCAGUCAGGUCAAGCGUAUGCCCCCAAGGUGCCAUUAAUAAAUUUAUCAGUGGCAGAUUCAGACCUUCAGAUAAGGAAGGGGGCGGUCAUCCAGACCCUGCGAUAAGGUUAGGACCUGGUCUGAAAAAAAAAUUUUUCAGCUCUUCAGAGUUCAGUUUGGUCCAAAAAUAAGCGGGGGGAGGGGCCCACCAGGAUCCGCCACUGUUUAUUAUUCGAAAGUUGAAUCCAUUGGUAGUUGUAGAUUUCAGAUUCAUCUCCGGCAUCCUUGCUGGCACACUCAAGGCUGCAGUUAUGGAAUUUCUACCAGCUCAGUUUCCCUAAAUUUGAUGUAAAUGUCUUUGAAGCAAUUUUAUCUGUUUAGAGAUUUUCAAUAAGACCAAAUACAGAAAAGUUCUUGUGAAAUAUUCACUGCUCAUUAUGCUUGGAGAAAUGCCAAUUUGAAUUUGACACUAGUUACGGGAAUGACCAACAGAUUCAAUUUUCAAAUAAUCAAUUCAUUUAUAAAAUCUUGGGGGGUACACUUGACUUAUUGCCUUGACUGUAAGAGAGUCUCCUCUUAGUUAGUCUUUAUUUUCUCUGAAAAAGCUAUGCAAUUAUACCAUUUUUUUAGAUGCUCGAAAAUCCUAGGAGAGGCAGGCAAGCAAGAAAUUUUACAAAAUUCUAGAUCUCAAAUCAUCUUCCAAACAGGUAUUUUCCAAAAAUUGACGUUGGGCCGGCCCCUGCACGUUCCAUGCAUAAAUGGACUAAUUCACUUAGGGUGACUAAAUUCGGGCCUCAAAUAAUCAAGUUUUUGUAUUAUAUCUUUUCCAUUACAGAUAAAACUCAAUUGAAGUGACACCAACUGUAUGAAACAAGAAACAGCAAAGAAGGAAUGGCCCAGACUCUUGUUUGAAAAUGAACUUUUAAUGUCUGUGUGAAACAGCU